AUGAACUUGGAAGUGACUGACCUGCGAAACACUAUGCGCAAUAUACCAAUAAAAGUAUUUUACAAGAACUUUUUGUCGUCACCAUCGUCAUCAGACAGUCAGUUGGAAAACUGGGCGUUAAUGUCUAUGCCUUCAAGUGGUAACACUAAAAUGGCAGCGUACAAAGAAGGUCUAUACGACCCGGGCAGUGGAGAAAUUUGUACCAAGUACAUAGCUAUGUCUGAUAGUACGGUACAGAGGCAUCUCUAUUACGCAUACCCAUGUAUUAAAGAUCCCGGUAUAAAAGCAGCAUUAUUGGAACCAGAACAUAUAAAGCAUUUUCCACUUGAUGGUCAAGAAUUGUAUUUGGAUUUGUGUGAAGAAAUGAAAGUGAUUCCAGUGAGGAGUUUUCUCCGAGGGCUGCUUGGGGAAGUCAUUGAUUUGAAAUAUUAUGGCGUUAAUCCUAUUGGUGUAAGGGCUAUGUCCAUUGCUCUCACAUAUAACCGCUACGUUAAACGUUUAGAUCUAACAUCUAAUUUUCUAACCGAAGACGCUUGCUACCAUCUCGGUCAAAUGCUGGGGGAUAAUGUUUCUGUACAAGAAUUAAUUUUAUCAAGAUGCAGGAUUCAAGCUGGUGGUAUCAAAAGACUAGUGGUGUUUUUAGCAUCUCGACCUUUAGAAGAACUGGAUUUAUCUUACAAUGGAUUUGGAGACAUUGGGUUCGAAUACCUUGCGCAACAGAUCUACAAAGGAGCCGUCAUUAAACGGUUGAAUCUGAGCUACAAUGAUUUAAGUUCCGAAGCGGCUUAUUCGUUCGCGGCUGCUAUUGAAGUCAACAACAAGACAACUCAUCUGGACCUCUCAUGGAACAAAAUGUCCUCGCUCAAAGGUGUGAAUGAAUUACUCAGCUUUCUCAGUGAAAGUGAUGUCUUGGUUAACCUCAAUAUGUCCUGGAAUAACCUGACAAUAAGCAAGAUUCUCAAGAAGCUGUUAUCCGUUAAAACGCUUCGUGUAUUGGAUCUAAGCAAUAAUAGUUACAGAUUAGAUAAAGCAGCUGCAAGAACUAUAGCUAAUAGCCUUAAAACGGCGAAGAGUCUUCAUACUCUGGACUUGUCUUUUAAUCCUCUGUAUGGAGAUGACGCUUAUUUAUUAGUAUGUAAGCUGAGAAAUAAGGAGAUAAAGCUCGUUAAUCUAUUUAUGGAUAAUAUCGAAGUUAAUAAGAAAUUUGUUAAGGAACGUCAAGAGGUAUUAAAAUUAAGUUUUCGUAAGAAAUGCAAGAUAACGCAUGGCGAAGUUAAGCACGACUACACCCUCUCCCAGCCGGAUAUCAGAGAAAUAAUAUUAAAGAGGAUUGAUUAUGUCACAUCUCGCGGUCAUAAGAAGAACAAGUUUGAUAUAGCGUUAUAUUUUCUUCAGAAGAUAAAGACAUGCGAUUAUGUUCAGCCGAGAGAAUUUUUGCAAGAUAUGAGAUUAGCAGGCACGCCGUUGGAUGAGGACUUAGUUUUAGCGCUCACGGACACUUUUCCUGGACCUAAAUUGGAAAAGGGAGAUAAAACUUUAGAUUUAGCCGGUGUAGUUGAAAUGAUCAAACGAUUUUGGCCAGACAGGAAACUACCGCCAACUCCAGAACCAGAAGUGGAAGAGCCUAAACCAAAAAAAAAGCAAAAAUAG
Messenger RNA from Nymphalis io (European peacock), 1650 nucleotides. RefSeq names its product leucine-rich repeat-containing protein 74B-like. Gene Ontology annotation, cellular component: cytosol; perinuclear region of cytoplasm; nucleus. The record is from RefSeq and is a predicted model, not a curated record. Lineage: Eukaryota; Metazoa; Arthropoda; Insecta; Lepidoptera; Nymphalidae. Gene Ontology annotation, biological process: nucleocytoplasmic transport; activation of GTPase activity. The coding region runs from base 1 to 1650 and encodes 549 amino acids. Gene Ontology annotation, molecular function: GTPase activator activity; small GTPase binding. The transcript has 11 exons.